This is a messenger RNA of Lipotes vexillifer (Yangtze River dolphin), 5118 nucleotides long. It is a transcript of the gene TEX2, whose product is annotated as testis expressed 2. Gene Ontology annotation, cellular component: endoplasmic reticulum. Gene Ontology annotation, molecular function: lipid binding. The coding region runs from base 177 to 3563 and encodes 1128 amino acids. The record is from RefSeq and is a predicted model, not a curated record. Lineage: Eukaryota; Metazoa; Chordata; Mammalia; Artiodactyla; Lipotidae. The transcript is spliced from 12 exons.
GGGGCGGGUCCGCCGGCGGGGCGGGGCGGCCGGUGGCCGGGGGGCGGGCUGGCGGCAGGACUGUGGCCCGAUCCCGAGCCGUAGCAGGAGCUGCGGCGGCCGUGGAGCACGGGCGCCGGCGCAGUACAAUGAGGCAGCCAGUGGAUCCGGGAGCCUGAGCCCUUGUGAAGCCGGCGAUGACAAGUCUGAAUGGUCGCCAUGCCGAAAAAACCAUUGACAUGCCAAAACCGUCAGCCCCCAGAGUGCACGUGCAGAGGUCCGUGUCCCGAGACACUAUCGCCAUCCGCUUCUCGGCAUCCGGGGAGGAGGAGGAGGAAGAGGAGGAGGAGUUCAGGGAGUACCUGGAGGAGGGGCUGGACGACCAAAGCAUUGUAACGGGGCUCGAAGCCAAGGAAGACCUGUAUCUUGAACCCCAGGGUGGCCAUGACCCCGCUGGCCCUGGCGCCCAGCUCAUCCUGGCAGACGGACUGUCCGUGUCCCCUGCCAUCUUGCGCGUCUCCGAGAACACUGCAAAGCUGCUGGAGCCCCCUCCUGCAGCAGCACAAGUAUUAAGCACGGUGCCAUUGGCUCUGUCCCCGGGCUCGUCCUCCUCGGGGCCCUCAGCUAGCUCUCCCAGCGUGUCGCCCCUUCCUGAGCAGAAAACCAGUUCUUCCUCCCCGCUGUCCUCGCCUUCCAGGUCUCCCAUCCUCCCUCCCAGUGCCUCGUCCUCCACCCUUUCCAGCGCAAAGCCCUUCAUGAGCCUCGUGAAGUCCCUGUCGACCGAGGUGGAGCCAAAAGAAUCCCCCCACCCGCCACGGCACCGGCACUUGAUGAAGACGUUAGUCAAGUCUCUGUCCACCGACACCUCCAGGCAGGAGUCAGAUAACGUGUCGUACAAGCCAUCCGACUCCAAGCUGAAUAUACACCUGUUCAAGCCGUUCACGCAGCCACGAAACACAGGUGGAGAUUCCAAAACUGCACCCUCUUCCCCUCUGACGUCGCCUUCCGAUACACGCUCCUUUUUUAAAGUGCCCGAAAUGGAGGCGAAAAUCGAAGACACUAAGCGACGCCUUUCCGAAGUCAUAUAUGACCCUUUUCAGCUUUUUAGUAAAAUUAUAGGGGAAGAAAGUGGCAGCCAUAGGCCCAAAGCCUUAUCUUCAAGUGCUUCAGAGCUCUCCAAUCUGUCCAGCCUGAACGGUCACUUGGAAAGCAAUAACAGCUACAGCAUCAAGGAGGAGGAGUGUGACUCCGAGGGGGAGGGCUUGGGGAGCGACCCUGGCGUCCCCAGGAGUGACCACCCCCAGUCCUCCGAGGACCCUGCGAGAGAGGCAGAACCGAAGAGUUCUCAGGGGAGCAGUCUGAAGGAGGUAGGCCUGAAGACCGGCUCUCUGGUUCUUGAGAGGUGCUCUCUGUCUGCCUUGGUGAGCAAAGAGGAUGAAGAGUUUUGCGAACUGUACACUGAGGACUUUGAUUUGGAAACGGAGGGAGAGAGUAAAGCUGAGAGGCUCUCAGAAGUCCCUCUCAAGCCAGAGGUGCUGGCGGACGAUGGCACGGCUCUGGACAGUGACCACGAGGUGGACUCGGCCAUGCAGCACCCCGAAUUGCCCGUGAAGACUCUGGGCUUCUUUGUCAUGUUUGUCUAUGCGUACCUCAUCCUCCCCCUCCCCCAGUACGUGAGUGGACUCUUUCUGGGCGUUGGCCUUGGAUUCAUGACUGCAGUUUGCAUGAUUUGGUUUUUUACACCACCAAGUGCUCAUAAAUAUCACAGAUUACAUAAAAAUCUACAACACUGGAACCCAAGGUCUCUGGAUGUCAAAGAACCUGAGAUACUGAAGGGAUGGAUGAAUGAGAUUUACAACUAUGAUCCAGAAACUUACCAUGCGACUUUGACACAUUCAGUCUUUGUUCGACUUGAGGGUGGGACUGUAAGGCUUUCAAAGCCCAAUAAAAAUAUAUCCAGGAGGGCAAGCUACAAUGAAACAAAGCCAGAGGUGACCUACAUCAGCCAGAAAAUCUACGACCUGUCCGACAGCAAGAUUUAUCUUGUGCCUAAAAGUUUGGCUCGAAAGCGAAUCUGGAAUAAAAAGUACCCCAUUUGUAUCGAGCUUGGUCGACAAGAUGACUUUAUGUCUAAGGCCCAGACUGAUAAAGAGACUUCUGAAGAAAAGCCACCAGCCGAGAGGGAGUUGGGAGGCGAGGACCCUAAGAAGCCAACCCACCCUCAGGAGGGAACACGAUCUGGCCAGCGAGAUCAGAUACUCUAUCUCUUUGGGAGAACUGGCCGAGAAAAAGAGGAGUGGUUUAGGAGAUUUAUUCUGGCAUCUAAGCUGAAGUCAGAAACCAAGAAGCCACCUGGUGUCUCUGGAAGUAAACCAGGGGUUUUGCCCUCACACAGCAGACACAGCAGUCCCUCGGGGCACCUGACGCACAGCCGCAGCAGCAGCAAAGGCAGCGUGGAGGAGAUAGUGCCCCAGCCGAAGCAGAAGGAGCUGGCGGGCAGUGUACGGCAGAAGAUGCUUCUGGACUACGGUGUGUACAUGGCCAGGUGUGUCCCCCAAGAAAACCGAAGCCCCCAAAGGAGCCCAGCGCAGAGUGCGGAGAGCAGCCCCACAGCUGGGAAGAAGUUGCCAGAGGCUCCACCCUCUGAGGAGGAAGAACAGGAAGCCUGGGUGAAUGCCUUGCUUGGAAGAAUGUUUUGGGACUUCUUAGGCGAGAAGUAUUGGUCUGAUCUGGUGUCUAAGAAAAUCCAAAUGAAACUCAGCAAAAUAAAGCUCCCCUACUUCAUGAAUGAGCUAACUCUGACGGAGCUCGACAUGGGAGUAGCUGUGCCAAAAAUCCUUCAGGCCUUCAAGCCUUACGUUGAUCACCAAGGACUCUGGAUCGAUUUGGAAAUGUCCUACAACGGGUCCUUUCUGAUGACUCUUGAGACCAAAAUGAAUUUGACCAAACUAGGUAAAGAGCCUCUUGUUGAAGCCCUGAAGGUUGGAGAAAUUGGCAAAGAAGGUUGCAGGCCCAGGGCCUUCUGUCUGGCCGACAGCGACGAGGAGUCCUCCAGUGCUGGCUCCUCUGACGAAGAUGACGCACCAGAGCCUGGCGCAGGAGACAAACCGCUUCUCCCAGGGGCUGAAGGGUAUGUUGGAGGUCACCGAACAAGUAAGAUUAUGAGGUUUGUUGAUAAAAUUACCAAGUCAAAAUAUUUCCAAAAAGCAACGGAGACAGAGUUCAUUAAAAAGAAGAUUGAAGAAGUCUCCAAUACACCACUGCUGCUGACUGUAGGAGUACAAGAAUGCAGAGGAACCUUGGCGGUCAACAUUCCACCUCCCCCGACCGACCGAAUGUGGUAUGGUUUCCGGAAGCCACCACAUAUCGAGCUGAAAGCUCGGCCAAAACUUGGAGAGAGAGAAGUGACUUUAGUUCAUGUGACAGACUGGAUAGAGAAGAAACUGGAGCAAGAGUUUCAGAAAGUUUUUGUCAUGCCAAACAUGGACGACGUUUAUAUCCCUAUCAUGCACUCAGCCAUGGAUCCUCGCUCCACUUCCAGCCUCCUGAAAGACCCACUGGUGGAGGCUGCUGAUCAGCUGUGAUGGGUGCAGACCUGGUGUUCCCAGUAUUAUGAGAUGAAGCUCAAGGUGUGGGGUUCUCGGCUGCCAUCUGGGCUGUAGCACUGGCCUUUCCUCGUGCCACAGCUUCUGCCCUCUGCCUGCCGGUGCCCAUCCCACUGGGAGGUGUCCAGUGAAUGGGGUCCAGAUAGCCUCCUGCAAAGCUUUGACUCAGCAAAGGAAAACUUGGAAGGAUUGUCACGGUGGAUCCAGAGAUUACAGGUGACCCCCACCAUGGCUUUUCUAAGUCUACCAGUUUUUGUGGCAGCAAAAGAGCACAUUAAGAGCGAAGCUGCACAGCUGGGAGGCUUCCCCUUGCCUCCUCGAUGCCUCCAAAGCUUUUUCUCAGGCAGCCAGUGCAGUGGAAUGUUUUCUCACUUUUACAGUUUGUGUGACGCAGCCCUCCACACCAAGAGAACGUCAGUGUGGUUACACAUGUGGAGGGUGGGGAGUGGAAUUUUGUGAACUAUUUCUUUGGUGAUAAAAAGAUAUGCAUAGCAACUUACUCUUCUUAUCAAUUGUGCGUUUUGGAAGCAAGUAGCCAUAGAACACACACUCUAACACACUAUCAGCUGGGGCGGGAACCGUGGGAUUUAUGUGACCAUUAGGCAAAGCCAUGAGAUCAAACCAUCCCACACCUGUUACCAAGGAGGUACAAUCACCUGGUUUCUGACUAAUCCCAAAUGUUUUCCUGAGACUUGAGCAUAUGUGGAAAUAUCAAACAAACCUAAUGACUGGACUGGGGUGGGGCCAGGAAGCCAGAGCCACCGUCCUUCCACCUGGCACUUGCUGUGAGCUCUGGGAAGCUUUAAAUAGGCAUCUUAAAUGCUUUGUUAACCUAAUCGGUUUGGGAUGUUUUGUGGGCAGUUUCCUUUUCUGAUGUGGCCAAAACCGGAGACUGCUCUCUAUCGUCUUGAGUCCAGAUGAGGCUCAAGUUUGCUCGGCAUCAAACACUACAGAUCUCAAAAUUAACGUGACAUUUAACGUUGCCAACUUUAUUUUGUGCAUUUGUGUCAGAACAUUUAGUUUACAGGUUUCGGGGCUCUCUCAAACUGUGUAAUUUGCUUUGAGAAGUACACUCAAUACAAUUUUUUAAUUGUUUAAAGCUGCAUUCAACAUCAAACUUACCUUGGGUUAACUUUUGACAACUUACAUGUGGACAAAGCUAAUAGUGGUUUUUUAAACAGCAACAGCACCUUGCCUGAACGGGACUUUAAAGAAAUAUAUUGAAAAAAACAUAUUCGAACCCUUAUUUGAUUACUUUAAUUGUACCAUUAAAACAUUUGACUUAAAUUAUCGGACCAUUCCAGUCAGUGUACUGUUCUGAUUUCUCAUUGUGUAGGCCAAUUUGCCUGUCAGUGCGCAUGUCUUGUUCGCUGGUCUUAUAAUUUUUGUGCAAUAAUUAAAGGCAAAGGACUAGAUGCACUAUUGUGUAAAGAGAUUACACAUGACUGUACCCUAUUGCACUUAAUCAAAUAGUAUGUGGGGAUUUACAAUCGCUUGCAUUGUUUCACAAAAUAAAUGUCUGUCAAAUACUAGA